Molecule: messenger RNA, 648 nt
Organism: Durotheca rogersii
Lineage: Eukaryota; Fungi; Ascomycota; Sordariomycetes; Xylariales; Xylariaceae
Exons: 3
Coding region: 1-648 (215 amino acids)
Source: RefSeq, a predicted model, not a curated record
AUGUUGAAGAACACCGUAGCUCUCGCUGCUGCGUUUGCGCAGUUGGCGAACGCCCACUUCCUCGUUCAAUACCCGUCCUGGCGAGCCGAAACCCUAGACGUCCCCGAAGGCUCUGAUUACGACCAGUGGGCUUAUCCUUGUGCCGGUGUCCCCACUGGUGCCGGGAACCGUACCGACUGGCCUCUUACCGGCGGUUCUAUCAAGCUUCACCUCUACCACCCCUGGUCUUAUCUCUUCAUCAACCUCGGAUUCGGAGCCAACACCACCAAUUUCAAUGUUUCGCUCACCCCGAACAUCGUGAACGUGACAAGCAACGGCGUCAUCUGCCUCCCCCAGGUGCCCGUACCCGUGAACGUCAGCGAUGGUCAACUAGCCUCGCUCCAGAUCGUUACCAGUGGCAGCACUGGCGCCGCUUUAUACAAUUGCGCCGACAUUACGUUCCGGUCUUCUGCGCAGUUGCUGGACAGCAACGAGUGCAGGAACGAUACCGACAUCACGGCCGUCAUCGUUGGAUCUUCAUCCGCUGCCGAAACCCCAGCGACUCCGGCAGAGUCCACUCCCCCUAGCGCCGCACCCGGAACUACUGUUGGAGGGUGGACACUUGCCGCCGCGGUCGGCCUCGCAUUUGCUUUUGUUGCGGGUGUAUAA